This is a messenger RNA of Ectocarpus siliculosus, 2193 nucleotides long. Lineage: Eukaryota; Phaeophyceae; Ectocarpales; Ectocarpaceae. The record is from the annotation of a GenBank genome assembly.
AUGGCGUCAACCCUCAGCGGCUCUCCCCGCACCGGCCCCGUAGGCCAGCCGGGCUCUUCGCGGCGUUUCCCCCCUCAGGCGUCGGGGUCGAACGCCGUGAGCAGCGCGGCAGCGGGCCCUGACGCGGCCGCCGCCGCCGCCGCCGCCGCCGUUGUAACGGAGAGCGUGGCCUCUCCUCUGCACCUCUUGGGACUCGCCGCCGCCGCUUCCAGCAGCAUCCAGGCUAGCGACGGGCCGGUGUCGCCACCCUCUUCUGCUGCUGUGGCGGCGGCGGCGGCGGCGGCGGCGGGAGGCGGGGGGGCGACCAUGCAUCACCUCCACGAUCAGCACCAGCAGCGUGGCCGCCAUCUGGCUGGAGGGGCUCUGGGGGUGGGCACGAGCGGGACCGGGAACGGGAGCGGGGGGGUGCCGCAACAUCAUUCUCGGGGCCCGGCUCCGCCGCCAACGACGACGCAGCUGCCGUCGCUGUUGCCGUUUGCAGACGCGGUGCUGAGGUCGCGCGGGGGAGACAGCAGGGGGAACACGCAGGUGGAAAGUGGGGGCGGCGGCGGGCGCGACGCGGGGGCGACGGGGUUUGGGGCGUUCCAAGCCCGGCAGGAGCAGUCGGCCCAGCCCCAGCGGCAGCACUACGAGAGCUACGAGCACAAGCGGUCGGGGUCCGCAGAGAUGCACACGUCGGUGGCGGCGCAGGCAGAGGGCCGCGCCUACUACAGCCACGCCGCCGGUGAAUCGGGCGGGAGUAGUAGCCAUCACCACCGCGGCGGCACGGGGAGUAGCGGUGAACGGCCACCGUCUCUGCUUCACACGGCGGUUGCCCCUAUCGCCGUUCCCGACAGACUCCACCACCAGCCGCACGGCGGCGGCAUCAGUGCAGGGAGAGACCGGACGUCGUCCGUCCUGGCGGCCGCCGCCGCCGCCGCUGCCGCCGCCGCUGCCGCCGCCGCCGCCGCGAGCGGGAACGGUGGCGCUCCGACGGCUGCCGCGGGGUCAGCACCCUCGCUGGGGAACAAGGGCGCGAGGGACGCGGCGGCGGCGGGGGCUCCGGUGGUAGGGGAGGCGGCCGCACAGGCCAUGACGGCCCGGGGGCCGAACGCGCCGCGGUGGAUGUUGAGCAUCGACGAGAGGAAGGUGGAGCGGCCGAGGUCACCGCGGGGCUCCUCUGUUGCUCGCUUGACUCCUGCCGAAGAGCAAGCGAGGAUGGGAGGUACGGCUGCUGCCGCCGGCUCUGCUGCUGCGCAAGCGGCGUCGGAGGAGCUAAGAGCGACUUCUAUCGCACCAGCGUUCAACCCCUCGCCGAUGGUUGGCAGCGAGCAGGCAACGGCCGCUAUGUGCGCGACUGAGCCGCCUGGGUCCGGGGGCGUUGGUGCGUCAAGAGCCGGCGGUGAUGCGCAACCAGGGUCGGUCUCCUCUAGCAAUCACUUGUCGGUAAGGAUUCCGACACAAGGCGGGGGGGGGGGUGUUAACGGUGCGUCCCCCGAGGGAGCGAGGAGAGCAAGCGGCACGGGUCACGCCCGAGGCAACGCCGGUACAGCAGCCAACCCGAGAAGCCGCUUCCGCUGGAAAAAAAAGGUGGCGUACCGGCGGCGCGGUGCUUAACGACUAGUGGACAGAUCAGCGGAAGGUGCUUUUCUUCCGAUUGUCCGGAGGGCGGCGCUACAUGAGGUGCACCUACCGCUGGCGUGUUUGCCCAUGUUGGCUAUAUACAGACAGAAGCAGCAGCCUGUCGCUGAUUUUUCCCAUUGGCCAAUCCAAUACCUCGUUUGCGUUGAUUAAAGGUGCGGUGACGUUGCAUCUGGCGCCCAAAUCCGCCGCGGAGCACAAGAUCACAAGACGUUUGCUGUAACUCUUCCCAAAUUCUAAUGAGAAUGAGAAUAAUCAAGGUGAACAAUCUACUUGCAUUAAUUAAUGACUCGUGGACAAACUAGUUAAGUUAAAAACCAUUCGGGUCAUGCGAUCUUAUUGAGUUUACAGGACCAAGGGAGAGGUCAACGAAAAAAAAGAAAGUCUAAGUAGUACGGAGUAGUGCAAAAGAAGAAAUAAGACGCCUCUUCUUGUUUCCUACAUGUCGUACACACCCACACACAUGAUGACAAAAUCCACACGAGCGGCAGGGGGGGGGGGGGGGGGGGGGCACCCCCCCCCCCGGGGCCGGGCCCUUUUCCUUGGAAAAAAAAAAAACCAGGCCAAAAACCC